AUGGCGUCUUGGUCUAAGCCAGAGACUUUUAAAUUAAUCGAAAUUUGGAGUGACGAGGCAAUACAGGAGCAGCUUGAAGGCUGCACUCGAAACAAGCAUGUUUAUGAAAAGAUAUCCAAGAAAAUGGACGAAGAAGGCUAUCAAAGAAAGUUUGAACAAUGUAGAGAGAAGAUUAAAAAACUAAAACAGGAGUACAAGAAGAUUAAAGAUAAGGUGAACAAAACAGGCGAAGAGGGAAAGAAGAAACUGAUAGCUGGUUGGGACUAUUAUGAGUCCCUUGAUGCUAUACUGGGACAUAGGCCUUCUACUGAGCCAGCUGUGGUUAUUGAUAGUGGCAGUCAAGAAAAUGUAAGUGAACAUUUAUUUGAUGAUAGCGCUGAAGGAGAUUCUUUUUCAACACUUGAUUCUGACUGCAAGCAAGGUUUAAGUCCCAAAGAAUCUUUAAAUUCAAAUUCUAAGGAAUCAACUAAAAAGAAUAGAAAGCGUCAGGCUGAUAUACUACAAGAAACACUAAAAGAUAUUGUAAAGCAAAUUGUUGAUUCACAAAAACAAUCAGAUGAAAACUUUGCUCGAUUAGAAGAAAAAAGGCUUCG
Amphimedon queenslandica is the source of this 593-nucleotide messenger RNA. Its product is annotated as zinc finger protein with KRAB and SCAN domains 2-like. NCBI's taxonomy places the organism in Eukaryota, Metazoa, Porifera, Demospongiae, Haplosclerida, Niphatidae. The annotation marks the transcript as partial. The transcript has a single exon. The record is from RefSeq and is a predicted model, not a curated record.